AUGAAGGCAGUUGACUCAGACGAUCACCAACAACAGGAAUCAGAACCAUCAGUUGCAAUGGAUCCAUCAGCGACUAUUGAAACCGGUUCAAAUAAUGAAGUAGAAGAGUCCAGUGUGUUACUCAUACCUCCAAUAUUGGGGAACGUAUCAUCGAAUGCGUCAAUGACUGCAACAGUGGGACAAAUGCCAUCGGAGCAGCCGUCUCUUGUACCUUAUCAUCUUCAACUGGCAAGUCGGCCUCGCUUGAAUACGCUUGAACGUUUCCGCGACUAUCGUCAGAAUUAUGAUGCAAAUUCUGCCGCACCGCAACCACAACCACCACUAUCCUAUCAGACUAACUACAAUGUUAAACCAGAAGAUCUUCAAGAUCCAAUUAUUCGUCGCGCACUUGAGCGAUUCGAUGAAAAAAGUCGUUCAUUAGCUCAAUCAAAGCCAAUGAAUUACGAUGACAUUCAAGAUCCAAUCACACGACGUGCAUUAAUGAGACUCGAGACAAAUUUAAAACGAACUGCACCCUCAAAUCCUCCACCCAUUACUAAUGAAUCUAAUGAAACAUGGUACACAAAUAGUUAUACACUUGGUUCAUUACAAACGAAUAACGAUAACCGUUCUGGCCGCUAUCCUCCGUCAUCGCUACCUCCAACCGGCAACCCGAAAACAAUGCACACUUCUGUGCAUCAACGCUUGUAUUCAACAUCAUCCGAUAUGCCAGAAGUGCUCGCAGGUAAUAUGAACUCGGGCAAUGAUCAAGAGAUACCGAUAGUUCGCGUUCCAACGCAACCAGUCUAUGUCACAUCCAAUCAACAACCGAUUAGUUUGCGUCAACGCUCACGUUCAGAAGAUAUGCUUUCAUCAAGAGAAAUGUCAAUUGCUCAAGUGACAAAUGUCGACGAAAACGAUAUAUCUCAAAUUCAGCGAAAUCACUCAUCAAAUCAACUUGCACCACAAGAAACACCAGUCGCAACCGAAGUGAAUUCAAACGAAGAAGAUCUCCAAUUGCCACAAACGAUUACGAAAUCAAUCGAUCCACGGUUUGUACGAACACAAGAAGCAGCUGUUAAUUAUGCGACACCGACGCAAAAGUAUUCAGCCUAUAGCUGCGAGUACACACGUCCGCAUCGCACUCAGUCUGUCGAAUCAACUCGACCGGAAUUUUCUCCUCGAAACUUUGAACCACAACAGCAGUUUCUACCGGUAGCGGAUAAUCUCGUUCAAUAUCCAACUUCAUCGUCAUCAUCUGCAUUUACACCUGUUCAUCCUUCGACAAAUAACUAUUAUCCUCAAUCGCAACCAUUGACUAUGCCAUCUUAUAAUUCAAUGUACACAUCAAAUAAUCCUCAACAAACACCUUAUUCAGAUGAUCCAAUUGUGCGACGGGCACUCGAACGAUUCAAUUCACAAAUGCAAAAUAGUAUCAUGAACACCUCGCAACAUCAACAUCAACCAAAUUUCUUACCACGUCAGUUCUCUAGUGAAUAUCUACGUCACGGAGGUCACGAAUCCUUUUACCCUCCUGAACCUCAUCACUACGAUUCCUAUGUAAAUUAUAACCGUGCUAUGCAACCGCUAACCGGUGCUAACACAGGUUAUCAAUCAAUCAUUGGACGUCGUCGACAAAUUCGUCAUGAUGACAUUUACCAUGAUAAUACAAACGUUGGAAGUGGUUAUACAACUCCUCUCUUUGCUAAUUCUCAGAAUCCAUACCCUUCUGUGAGUCCUUAUGUGAACUACAACGACGAACCACCAGCAAUUCCACCACGUUUACAUCGUGAUCUCUACCAUGAACAUCAAGAAUAUCAAUCAGAAAAUGUGAAUACGAACAAUAAUAAUAAUAAUAAUAAUAACAAUAAUAAUAAUUAUAUCCACUAUGGAUAUCCACCACCAUCAUCAACAAAUGGAUUUCGAUCGACAAAUCAUCAUUUGAUGCCAUCCGAUUCGUUUCAUCAAUAUCAAGAAGAAGAAUAUUUACGCCAUCGUGCUCAGUCAACAUCGAGCACAACUUCAUCCGAUAGUAUGAAUCAAAUUCGUUUAAUACAACAACGAUUACCACCCACAUCUCCUCGAACAAAUCCACAACAGAAUAAAAAGAAUUCACCUGAUCACUCGCAAGCGCCAUCAGGUCGAACAACACCAAGCAAUGGCAGUCAAACAGGCGAUUCAGUAUUUCAGCGUCUUUCUCAUACAACAACGAAAUCUUCCUUGUCCAAGUCAAGUUCUAAUCUAUGCGCAAAUAUACUAAACAAAACUAUUCAUUCGCCAGAACAACAGAAUCAAAUCAAAUCAAGCCAGUUAAAAACUCAUGAAAUCGAUCUCGAUGAUUCAAUAAUAACAGAAAACAACCAAGUAUCAGUCACAUCACCAACAAAUAAUUUAAGUAAAUGUCAACGUUCAAGAUCGGUCGAUGGUCGUGCACGACUGAAAAGUGCACAAAACCGUAUACAAAACGCCAAUCGCCCAACGAAUAACGAUGACGAUGAUCAUCAUCACCCACCCUCGAUCCCAUCAUCAAAAUUUACAUCUGUUCAAUCUCGUUACAAUGCUCCACCACCACGUGUUCCAUCAGCACCACGGUACACCCAUUCGGAUCGACCAGCCAUAACGAAACGGUUACCUAACGGACAUCAUCCGAUCCACGCCAGGAAUAGCAAUGGAGUUCGAACACGGAGUAAUCAGGGAAAUUUAGUUGAUACAGAAAAUGAUGAAAACUUAGCUACUAAUGAUAAUUAUCAACCGAAAAUUGUCGAUAAUAAAAUACGACCAUCCGCUUCAGGUCAUCGAUACGGUAAUAAUAAUAGUAUUCAAACAUCGGCAUCAACGUCGUCUGUCACGGCUGCCAUGUCUCGAACAAAAGCGCCUGUUUCCACAUCAGCAAAUCUGUAUCGAAGGGAUUUAAAUGCAUCUGGAACUGAUUUAAACAGAUCAUCAAAACGUGUCGAUGAUCAACGACUUCUAUCUCCUCCUACUCAACGCCGACAGAUCCCAGUAUCUGUUUUUUCACCAGCAAAAAAUGAAACGAAACGACCGGCACCCAUUCAGUCUUCAUCGACCACGCCAAUCAAUGAACCCGUCUCAACUUGCAAUGGUGAAUCUCACGAAGAAGAAGAACAACAACAACCAUCCCAAUCGCCAACAGGCGACAGUAGUUAUACUACAUUAAACAAUGAAAAUGAAAUGAAUAAGAAGAUUUCAAUCACAGGCACAAGUUUGAAAUCAUCAACAGAAAACAUCUUGAGUGAACUUGCCUUUUCUAACGACAGACACGACACAAGCAAAAAGAUGAACGUUUUCGAACGACUCUUUCGUGGUCAUAAAAAGAAAGUUUAG
Messenger RNA from Adineta ricciae, 3324 nucleotides. Lineage: Eukaryota; Metazoa; Rotifera; Eurotatoria; Adinetida; Adinetidae. The record is from the annotation of a GenBank genome assembly.